AGAGUAAUCACGAUAAAAAAAGAUGCAGCGACCUUUUUAAAGUCCAGUUUAUUUUCUGUGGGGAGACAAGACUCUUCGUCAAGAAGGCCGAUGCCAAUGGGUCCGGUGAAGCCCAAGCCGAAGCGUGUUCGUCGUGAGAAACGAGAACUCGCCUAUCUCCGAGACCUCGUGGGGAAGCUGGAGAACAAGGUGACGUUGCUGCGGUCAAAGCGACUCAAUCGGUUGAAAACCGGUUGUCAUGGUACGCUGAAUUCACGAAAACACUAAAAAAAAAAAAAAAAACUCAUGCUGUGUGUGUGUUUUUGUUAUAGACACAGGAAUUUCCACUGCUAGUCAUGUAUCCCCCUCUAACUCCGAGUUUUCUUCUGCGUGGAUGGGCUUGGCUGCUCUGCAGCUAAGGGAUAGAUCACUCGCGGUGGAGAGAAACCAGAAGCUCAGAUGCUCAAUCGGAGGAAAUGUCGACCUAGUCUGUAAGCUCCAACAGCUUACUAAAAAGUAUACUGCACAGGAGAGGGAGAUUUCGGUGUGUGCAAGUCAAGCCCACACUAUGCAUCACAAGUUCUGGGAUCUUUUAGCAAAUGCCGACGAGGAAAUAUUUGCAGAUCAACUAGCAGCUGUGGCAAGGCUUCGACUGGAACUGCAACAGCGAGGAUAUCAGCUUCCGACUACGGCGUUGAGUGUAAACUGGGGCUUGUCACGAGGCCAUAUGAUGGUAAAGCAAGAUGGAAACAACGGAGUUGUCCUUGAGAUGCACUGUGGUACAACAGUGCCUUUCAAUCUGGAUGUGGCAGCGCGAGCGUAUUGGCGAUUCUUUUGCGUCGAACAUGGAGAAAUACCAGCCGACAGCAGUGCCACAAGCCUAUCAAAGGGUACUAUUGCGAACUCGUUCUCUCUUCGACUGGAAUUUGAAGGUUUGGUAUCAGAGGUGUCGGGCAAGUACACUUGUCAAGUAAAUGUGGAUGAAGACAAGAUAACGAUCACGUGGGUCGAGCACGCAGAUGUGCUCGCGUUCGGCGGAGUUGUGUUCAACGGAUUGCAGUAUCAGAAGCGCGCGAGUAUGACGCUUUGCCGAGUACUUCGCGAGGGUCCUGGGAACCAAUCGACUUCGACGGUGGUCCACACUUACUUUCAAACUAUACCAGUAUUUCACGACAGCAUUGCCGACAAAUUGCAACAAACCCAGGCGUUUGUCGACUCGGCUUAUCGAUCUCACAGCAAAUUGAACAAAAUUGUAUGUCAGCAUAUGAGUAACCUGCUGUUGGAAGAAGAUUGGAAAGCUACGUUUGGAUAGAAUGCUGCAUAAUUUUUCCCAAAAAGAAUAGGAUAGUCCCAAGUACCUACCACGGCGCUGGCCAAGUCUUUCGAUAUGUCAUAUAGCUCUGGAAACGCCAUGUUUAAAAGGAUUUUCAGUGAGAUGUUACUCCAAGAAGACUGGAGAGCGAUGUUCGACUGCGAAAAGCGUUGAGCAACCUAGUUGAAAGCGUCUUGCUUGUCUAGAGUAUUUUUUGCAAUGGCGCUACGACACGGUGCUUCCGUUAGAUUCGUACCACUACUUCCACUCUGACGUAACAUAAGGUUCAAAAAAAAUAUUUCGUUCACGACAAGAAUUGAGGUUGUAAUAAUCUAAAAGUUCGAUGUUUCCAUGCCGAAAUGUCAACUACUGACUCAC
This is a messenger RNA of Phytophthora nicotianae INRA-310, 1669 nucleotides long. RefSeq lists its product as hypothetical. The transcript is spliced from 2 exons. The record is from RefSeq and is a predicted model, not a curated record. The coding region runs from base 374 to 1291 and encodes 305 amino acids. Lineage: Eukaryota; Oomycota; Peronosporomycetes; Peronosporales; Peronosporaceae.